AUGAUUGCCUCUGAGUUCCAAGACUACUACCAUCUUUGCUCUUUCCCUGCUUCGGUUGGGAGCCUAAUCGCUGCUAUUGCUCGACUUGCGCCUCCCAAGUUUCAGAGCUCAUCUGGCGUAUUGACACCUGCUCAGCUUGCCAGCUGGGACAGCUUUCAUAUGCCCCCUUGCGAUCUGAAGACUUUUCCUCCGCUUAAUUCUCUUCGCAAAGCCCUCCCUUCAUCUACUUUUCAGCCUCACGUUUGGACUCCGGAGUACCGACAAAUCCUUGAAGAAGAACCGGCUCCCAAUUGCAAAAUCAAGGUCGAGGAGGUUCCUCCCCCUUCCAAGAAGGCGAAGCAUACCCGAUCCUCAAAGAAUAGGCUGAAGAAGCGACUGAUCUGCAUGGCCAAUGAGGAAGACCCUAAGGACGAUGACUCUGGCGAGUCCGAAGUCGAUCAACUUCGCUCGUCCCCGCUCGUUCCCUUGGCUCGUUCAAAGCGAGGUUGUCAGAAAGGUUCCAUCAACAAGUGCAAGCUCGAAGUCGUAGUCCCGAAUCGACCAAAGCCCUGGCCCAUCCCUAAGCCUGUCAUUUCAAAAACUCCUCGUGAAGUUAGUGAGAAGGUCUCUGAAACCCCGAUUCCGACUGUCCUUCGACCAGAAGCACCAUAUCCAUCAAAAGUCAGCGCUAUCUCAGCAAAAACUCCAGCUUCUUACAAGGGCAAAGCUCGAGCAAUUUCUGCAAGCCCUCCUCCCAUUAAGAAACCCACACGAGGUUGUUGGACUGACAUGGAAUUGCAACUGUUAAGCACCCUCUAG
Messenger RNA from Marasmius oreades (fairy-ring Marasmius), 798 nucleotides. RefSeq lists its product as uncharacterized. Lineage: Eukaryota; Fungi; Basidiomycota; Agaricomycetes; Agaricales; Marasmiaceae. The coding region runs from base 1 to 798 and encodes 265 amino acids. The transcript has 8 exons. The record is from RefSeq and is a predicted model, not a curated record.